AUGAAUUUCUACAGAGAAGCAGCAGAGGUGCUCGAUGAACUCGACGCGAAGAAAGGCUCAAUCCAAGGCAACCUCAAUGCGGUCACCGAGAAGAACCGCAAACGCACAGCUGCUCUGGUUAUCGAAACCUUGAACAUUAUUUCCGCAACACCACUACUCAAAGAGGAAAAACGACAUGUCACCUCUCCCAACCUCGCUCUGGUGCUCGUACACGACCUUCUCUUUGCUCGUGGAGGCGUACAAGCUUCGGACGGGCCGAUCAAGCAAGCAUUACUGAGGCACCAGACGAGACUGAAGGCUGAGCUGGUGAGGUUGAAGAUCCGAAGAGGGGUGGAGGGUAAUGAGGGGCUAGCAGAGAAGGGCGAUGAGCGUGCGAAUCAGAUACCGAGAUAUGUGAGGGUGAACGCGAAUGUUUGGACGAUGGGCGAAGCGAUCGCCCACUUUGAGGCUGCCGGCUUCUCGCUCACUUCUUUGCCCGACGCUUUCCCUGAACCAAAGCAGUUCGCCAUCGACCUGCACAUUCCCGAUCUCCUCCUCUUCCACCCUUCUGCCUCCCUCACCUCCUCCCCUUUGCUUACAGAAGGCAAGAUCAUCCUCCAAGACAAAGCGUCCUGCUUUCCAGCAUAUAUCCUCAUUUCUCCCGUAUCAGCGGAUCAGAAGUCUGCAAGAGCCGACGUAGGCAAAGUGGUGGACGCCACUGCCGCGCCGGGCAACAAGACGAGUGCGUUGAGUGCCCUGAUGGGUAACCAGGGGGAGAUAACCGCAUUUGAGCGUGACCCUAAGCGCUUUAAGACUCUGCAGAUCAUGCUCAAGAAGGCAAGGUGCAAGAACGUUACGCCUCUCAACAAGGACUUCCUUAGUGUUGAUCCAGAGGACGAUGUAUUUGAAGGUGUCACGCAUAUACUGCUGGACCCGUCGUGUAGCGGCUCGGGCAUUGUCAAUCGGAUGGACUAUCUGCUCGAAGCUGGGGAAGAGGAACCCGGAGUGGACGAAGCACGUCUUCUCAAACUCGGUUCCUUCCAGCUCAAGAUGAUCAAGCACGCGAUGAAGAUCAAAUCUGCUAAUCGAAUAACGUACUCCACCUGCAGCAUACACAAGGAGGAGGACGAGUAUGUCGUCAGAGACGCGCUCGCUUCGGAGGAAGCCGCCCAAGCCGGGUUCGUGCUUGGACCACGAACUAAGGUGCUGCCUAGCUGGUCCAGACGAGGUCUAAGCGAGGGCACGGGGUUAUCCGAAGACGACGCGAACUGCUUAAUCCGCUGCACGCCUGGAGAAGACCGCACCAACGGCUUUUUCGUUGCUUGUUUUGUCAAAGCUACAGCAUUGGAACAGAAGCAAGUGGGCAAAAGAGCUCGGGAUGAAGAUGAGACUCCGGAGGAGGGUGUCACAAGUGCUAGACCGCGAAAGAAGAAGAAAAAGAAGACGAAGAGGCAGAAAGAGCAUCAGUAA
Dacryopinax primogenitus is the source of this 1449-nucleotide messenger RNA. RefSeq names its product S-adenosyl-L-methionine-dependent methyltransferase. Lineage: Eukaryota; Fungi; Basidiomycota; Dacrymycetes; Dacrymycetales; Dacrymycetaceae. Gene Ontology annotation, biological process: rRNA base methylation. Gene Ontology annotation, cellular component: nucleolus. The record is from RefSeq and is a predicted model, not a curated record. The coding region runs from base 1 to 1449 and encodes 482 amino acids. Gene Ontology annotation, molecular function: methyltransferase activity. The transcript has 9 exons.